AUGGAUUCCACCGCCGGCUCUUCUGCCUUCGAAAAGACAAACGAAGCAUCCCAUUACAUUAAGAAACUCUUGCCAGAAUCCCUUCAAGCUCCUCGCAUAGCUAUCGUUUGCGGCUCUGGAUUAGGUGGGCUUGCAAACACAAUUGACGGCGCUCCAAGAGUAGAAAUCGAUUAUUCUGAUAUUCCUCAUUUCCCACGUUUGACCGUUUCGGGACAUGCUGGUAAGCUUGUGUUUGGGGUCCUUGACAAGAAAGUUCCGGCGGUCUUGAUGGUUGGCCGUGCCCACUACUAUGAGGGCCAUUCCAUAGACCAAGUGACAUUUCCUAUCCGCGUUUUCAAGUUGCUGGGAAUCGACACCGUUAUCUUAACUAAUGCUGCCGGCGGUCUUAACCCCGACUAUGUUGUGGGCGACAUCGUGCUACUGAAUGAUCAUAUUUUUCUCGCUGGUCUGGCAGGUACACAUCCGCUGCGAGGUCCCAACUGCGAAGAACUUGGUCCACGGUUCCCACCUCUGUCGGACGCAUACGAUCUGGACUUGCGACGCCAGGUUCAUGAAGCCUGGGGCAAAGUUAUGGAUCCCAGUAGUAAGCGAAGACUACACGAGGGCGUGUAUGCCUAUGUGGGCGGACCGAGUUAUGAGACCAGAGCAGAGUGCCGGAUGCUCCGCCAGCUCGGGGCGGAUGUUGUGGGAAUGUCCACAGUCCCGGAGAUUGUGGUUGCAAGACACUGCGGCAUUCGAAUCAUAGCAUUCAGUCUUGUGACAAACAACGCUGUACUUUCACCUGUCCCUCGCGGGGAUGACCAUCUCAUCCAGGGAAGGGAUGUAAAAGAGUUGGACGCCAUACUGCAAGAAGGGAAAGCCAACCAUGAAGAAGUGCUCGAGGCUGGCCGAUCUGCGGCCCAGGAUAUGCAGAAAUUGGUCGUCCAUGUCGUCUCAGACAUCUUCUAG
Messenger RNA from Aspergillus mulundensis, 948 nucleotides. Its product is annotated as purine-nucleoside phosphorylase. The coding region runs from base 1 to 948 and encodes 315 amino acids. The record is from RefSeq and is a predicted model, not a curated record. The transcript is spliced from 7 exons. Lineage: Eukaryota; Fungi; Ascomycota; Eurotiomycetes; Eurotiales; Aspergillaceae. Gene Ontology annotation, biological process: nucleoside metabolic process. Gene Ontology annotation, molecular function: purine-nucleoside phosphorylase activity. Gene Ontology annotation, cellular component: cytoplasm.